UCAAAUUGACUGGAUAUUAAAGAAUCGCACACAUAAAUCAUGUCAUUCCAAACUGGAGUGUCUGUUAUUUCCAUUUAUAUUAAUUCACAAAGGGAGGUUUUAUUAUUAUCAUUAUUAUCUCCAAAUCGACAUCGAGAUGAAAUCCACCCAAAUUAUACAUUCUUCCCAUGAAAGAAGAGGAAAAAGGAAACUGGGAAAGUCAUCUGGGAUGUGGUAUUGGUUCAGUUAUUAUAUUCAACACAGAUAUUACAUAGACAUAUAAACGUUUAUAUUAUUUGCUCUUAUGAAUUGUGAAAAUUUGGCAACAGCUGAAAGAUUUCCACCAAUAUUAGUAAGAGCAAUUUCAGUUUUCUAUUCUAUCCCUGAGCAUCUUAACUCCAGAAUCAUUUCACAAAUACAUAACAGUUUACAUUACGGGAUUUUAAUUAAAGUCUGAGCAAUUUGGAAUGGAAUGCAAACAGCAACACAUAGGAACAUGUUUGCAAGCCACCAGGACCGCACACCCACUGUAGUCCACACACAUCCCGAGCGCUGUGAACUUCCUGCUGUACAACAGUCCCUCGGAGGAACCUGCACAAUUUGCUCCCCUCUCAACCCAGCUGCCCAGCAGGAAGCACACCUGUUAGGAAGGCAGUCACUACAGAUACACAGACACACAGAGGCCCGGAUGCUCCCAGUCAGCACCUGGCGAUUGGCAAGAGCAUUCAUCUUCUGUGCCACAGUUUCAUCCCUCAGAAGGAAUCUAAGUUUGGACCAAUUCGUCACCCAUUGUACAGAGAAGUCCGAAGCAAAGGGCCCGGGAGCGAGGCGGAGUUUUUACAGCACUUCCCCUCCCCCCCUCGUGCUGCAUCCCAGACAAGCUGACUCCAAGAGCUCAGACGGAGAACACACAAUGCAAGAGAAGCAGCUGCAGCCUCGUCCAAUUAUGGUGCUAAAUUACCAAGCCAAAGGCGCUCCGAGGAAGACAGAGACAGAGAGAGUGAGACACGCACACAGAGACGGAGAGACGCAGAGAGACAGCGAGAGGGAGCAUGCAGUUCUGGUACAACGUGAAUCCAAACUCACCAUGGAUGAAUAGGUGUGGACUAACAUCUGGAAAAAAAAGCCUGGUUACUGCUCAAAAUCAAACAAUGAUUUCCAAAAAAAAAUCAAGGAGUCCAGCAAAGAAACGGGCUGGACACAGAAGCCGAGCUUGAAGUGUUUCCAGGGCCAGCCAUCAAAAAAAAAAAAAAAAA
Molecule: messenger RNA, 1235 nt
Organism: Myotis lucifugus (little brown bat)
Lineage: Eukaryota; Metazoa; Chordata; Mammalia; Chiroptera; Vespertilionidae
Exons: 3
Coding region: 452-1078 (208 amino acids)
Source: RefSeq, a predicted model, not a curated record